Anoplophora glabripennis (Asian longhorned beetle) is the source of this 356-nucleotide messenger RNA. RefSeq names its product probable protein BRICK1-A (gene HSPC300). Gene Ontology annotation, molecular function: protein-containing complex binding. Gene Ontology annotation, cellular component: SCAR complex. Gene Ontology annotation, biological process: actin filament organization; cell motility; regulation of actin polymerization or depolymerization. The record is from RefSeq and is a predicted model, not a curated record. The coding region runs from base 55 to 288 and encodes 77 amino acids. Lineage: Eukaryota; Metazoa; Arthropoda; Insecta; Coleoptera; Cerambycidae. The transcript has 3 exons.
UUUUCUUAAUUAUGUUCUAUGAAUUAAUAGGAAAAGGAAAGGAAUUAAACAAAGAUGGCUGCUCCAAGCAGAGGUGAAGGUGUCCAGAAACAGAUUCAACAAGACUGGCUGAAUCGAGAAUAUAUAGAAAUAAUAACAAUUAGUAUUAAGAAAAUAACAGACUUCCUUAAUUCCUUUGAUUUGUCUUGUCGUUCUAAACUCGCUGGGUUAAAUGAAAAAUUGACAAUUUUGGAACGAAAAAUCGAUUAUUUGGAAGCUUGUGUUACAAAAGGUGAAACACUUACAUGAGAAAAUUUUUUAAACAUUAAUAACGUCCUAUAUAUAUAAUAGAAGUAACAUAAAGUGUAACUUCAACA